AAAAAAACAUUAUAUGAUUCAGAAAACGCAGGCCAUAGAAGGAUUCAACCAGAAUCGUCUAGUACCUUAAUCAAGUGAAAUCGCUUCAGGAAGGUUUCUGUUCCGUGAUGGGGAAUAGCUGCGCGAUUUUUCAUUUGGUGGGUUUCAUUAAUUUCUGAGAUUUCCUGGAAAUUGAAAAAAAAAACCCUUGGAUUUGGGAGCUUUGGAUUGAGUAGGCUGUGUUGUGUUGUUUGAUUGUGGCACUAAAAGGGAUUCUGAGAAAUGGGGAAGCCUUUGUUUUAUGAGAUCUUGGAAAAACCUGCCACGAGUUGUAUCAUAGGAUUAUGCAGCAUGAUUUGGUUCUAUAUACAGAAGAAAAAUAUUGGGUAUUCACACGUGGGUCUGAGUUAUGAGACGGCAGUGGAAGGGCAUUAUUGGAGGAUAAUUACUUCUGCUUUUUCUCAUAUUAGUGUUAUUCAUCUUGUUUUUAAUAUGAGUGCAUUAUGGAGUCUUGGAGUGGUAGAACAGCUUGGGCACUUAGGCCUUGGUAUUGAGUACUACUUGCAGUACACACUUGUGUUGGUUAUUGUAUCAGGAGUGCUAGUUUUGGCAAUGUAUCAUUUGUUGAUUCAGAGAUUCAAGCUUGAGUAUUUUCGUCGAGUGACAGCUGUUGGGUAUUCCUGUGUUGUUUUUGGGUGGAUGACAAUUCUGUCUGUAAAGCAACCAUCUUCCAAGUUGGAUCUCUUUGGGUUUCUUUCUCUCCCUAUCAGUUUUGCGCCGUUUGAAUCUCUUAUUUUCACUUCGAUCAUCGUUCCUCAGGCAAGUUUUCUUGGCCAUUUGUCAGGGAUUGUUGUUGGAUAUGCUAUAGCAUGGGGUUUGAUUCAUGGGAUGAGCAAUUACUGGGCACUCUCCUUGUUGGGAUGGAUUCUGCUUGUCUUUGUUUUUAGUUUGAAGAGAUCUGGUGCUCUUGACCUAAGCUUUCUUGAGAUUGAGUCUGUUACCGAUCCUUCCUUGCCUUCUGUGCGGUUUUUGGCAUCAAGCACUGGCAGAACACUUCAGAUGAGUGCUUUGCCAAAUGGAAAUGUUGAUAUUGUCUAAUGUUGAAGUCAUAUAUAUCUUGUGAUAUCAGAUGUUGCCUUGAUACAAUCUACAUUGAUAGCAAUGCAAUUCUAAUUCUUCCAAUAUAGAAUUUGUUUAAA
Vigna angularis (adzuki bean) is the source of this 1178-nucleotide messenger RNA. Its product is annotated as RHOMBOID-like protein 13. Gene Ontology annotation, cellular component: membrane. Gene Ontology annotation, molecular function: serine-type endopeptidase activity. Bases 262 to 1077 code for a protein of 271 amino acids. Lineage: Eukaryota; Viridiplantae; Streptophyta; Magnoliopsida; Fabales; Fabaceae. The record is from RefSeq and is a predicted model, not a curated record. The transcript is spliced from 2 exons.